UUUUAUGUAUUUCAGUUUAUCAACAGAACAACAAUGAGUUGUGUCUCAGAAAGACUAAUGUGUACAGGAAAUGCAACCAUCGACAAGGCCGGUUGUAUAUGCAACGAAUACCUAAAUGAACCUGGUUACAAUAUCUCUUGUGUUAACAGAACAAACUUCAUAACAGCCCCAGCUCUUUAUUUCGAUUUAGAAGUCACCGAGAAAUCUGUUGGCCUGGAACCAGAAAAUAUUGGCGUCCCACUUUGGCGUUUGUCACUGUGUUUACUGUUAUCGUGGAUAAUUGUUGUGGCUUGUUUAUACAAAGGUGUAAAAUCUUCAGGAAAGGUGGUGUAUUUCACAGCAACAUUUCCUUAUAUCAUUCUUCUGAUUCUCUUAGUCCGUGGAUGUACGAUGCCUGGAGCCAUUAAAGGCAUAAAGAAGUUUAUAAUUCCAGACUGGAAGUUUUCAAAGAAUUUCAUCAUCAUUUAA
Messenger RNA from Octopus bimaculoides (California two-spot octopus), 468 nucleotides. RefSeq names its product sodium- and chloride-dependent glycine transporter 2. Gene Ontology annotation, molecular function: amino acid:sodium symporter activity. Gene Ontology annotation, cellular component: plasma membrane. Gene Ontology annotation, biological process: sodium ion transmembrane transport; amino acid import across plasma membrane; nitrogen compound transport. The record is from RefSeq and is a predicted model, not a curated record. Lineage: Eukaryota; Metazoa; Mollusca; Cephalopoda; Octopoda; Octopodidae.